Molecule: messenger RNA, 1758 nt
Organism: Clonostachys byssicola
Lineage: Eukaryota; Fungi; Ascomycota; Sordariomycetes; Hypocreales; Bionectriaceae
Source: the annotation of a GenBank genome assembly
AUGGAGGCUCCAACAUAUGCUCCGACUCCACUAAGGAAGGUGAGCCAGCCAACCGAUCGCACCUGCGACAAGUGCUAUCUCCGGAAGAUAAAGUGUGAUCGACAGCAGCCACGAUGCUCCCAAUGUGUCGCCGACAUGUCAGAGUGCACUUACAAAGCCCCAAGCCGUCCGUCACGACCCCGUAAGCGGCGACCGGCGACUGGGAAAGCCCCUGAACCAACCCACAUGCGGGCAUUUGUCGAGCAGCUGCAAAGUCAGGUGGCGGAUUUGACCAAACGCCUCGAUGAGGCUAAGGAACAGAAAGACCAGCUGCCUGUUGUAACCAAGGCGACCAGGGGGCCAAAGCCAACUUUAAUAACGUCACCAGUAGAUGAGUAUGGUGGCUUGAGCAACGCGAUCGGUUCGAUUACUGGUUCGAAGUCGCCUCCCUUGGAGUUGCCGCCUUUCGCCGAAGUAAUGCCCGCCGUACAGAUGUAUCUUGACCACUUCAAUUCAGUAACUCCCCUGUUUCACCCUGGUACUUUGCUGGGCCUAGUCAAUGAUUUCUACGAAUUUCCAAACCGCCGAGAUACCGCGUCUUGGGCUGCCAUUAACAUUGUGUUGGCCCUCACUUACAGGCAAGUCAUGCUCGGUGGUUUGGGAGUCGAUAAUGGCACGGACGUGGCUCUUGAUCAUCUUAGUAAGGCCCAGUCCGUCCUCUCGGAUUUGCUUCUUGGUGAACCAAAACUGCUACACGCGCAAGUUAUCCUGGGUAUAGUUACCAUGCUUCAAAUCUCUAAAAGUUUGCAGCCGGCCAUGGUCCUCAUGGGCGCGGCGAUGCGUCUAGUUCGCGGGCUUGGGCUGCAUACACGUGCUUCUACGGCUCAUCUUGAUAGCGAGACCGCUAAAGAGCACACUUAUGUGUUUUGGAUUGCUUAUAUCCUCGACAAAGAUAUCAGCAUGCGGGUGCGGAGUCCUUCCAUUCAGGGUGAUGAUGAGGUUGAUGUUGACAUGCCCAUGGCUGCCAUUGACGAUCACCGGGGCGCAGAUGGCAGUAAGAGAAAGUUGGACGGUGGUGUGAUUACCACGGUGAAUGGAAAUGUGGCAAUAGACUUCUUCUUGACCCGCAUUCGUCUUGCCAUCAUCCAGGGGGGUGUUUACGACUACCUCUACUCAGUACGGUCUCAAGCACGAAGCCCAGAAGAGCGCAACCUUGCAACUUCCAGCCUCGUCAAUGCCCUUCAAGAAUGGCAAUCACACAUCGCGCCAGAAUUCGAUGCCGCGUCGGCAGCUGGGAACGUAUCUCCUACCGCACUCCCCUUUAUUUGCUCACUCCACGCCACUAGCUUCGCCUCUCUCGCGAUGAUUAAUGAGGCAAACGCCUGGAAUCAACAAUGGGUGAUAAAUAUCCGCAAGUACCCCGGAACCUGUGCUGAUCUUCAUCCGCGUUCCCGCUGGGAGCCGCUGGUGGAACAUGCAAGGGAUUUUGCUGUCUUGUUCGAGAGCAUCCCUCCAAGCGGCUAUGCCUUGAUCUGGGAGACGAUCUGCGCGUACUUGACGGCUGUAAUGCUGGUGGCGGCAAACAAUGCCCACCGUCCAUUUUCAGAUAAUAUGCUCUCGGACAUGAAACUUACCAGGAAAGCUGUUCAGCUCGUCGACGACAUUUUUGGCAGUCAGACCUUCCCGGAAAGCGGCCAGGUUCAUUUGGUUCGGAACGCAUGUGCCGACUUGAAUCAGAACGCGCUGAGAAGGUGGUAUGAGAAAUUCGGAACGGCAUAA